Enterobius vermicularis (human pinworm) is the source of this 483-nucleotide messenger RNA. Lineage: Eukaryota; Metazoa; Nematoda; Chromadorea; Rhabditida; Oxyuridae. The record is from the annotation of a GenBank genome assembly.
AUGACAAAUACACAUGGUUAUCGGCGUGGCACGCGUUAUAUGUUUGCACGGGGUUUCCGGAAGCACGGAGUAGAACCGCUUUCUACAUAUUACCGUGUCUAUAAGAGAGGCGACAUUGUUGAUAUUAAAGGCAAUGGUGCUUUUCAAAAAGGAAUGCCAUUUAAGGCAUAUCAUGGACGAACUGGUCGGGUCUUUAAUGUUACAAAACACGCAGUUGGAGUUAUCGUGAAUAAACGAGUUCGAAACCGAAUAAUUGCAAAACGAAUUAAUGUGCGGAUUGAGCAUGUUAGACCAUCAAAAUGCCGCCAAGACUUCUUGAAUCGUGUUAAAGAAAAUGAGCUGAAAAAGAAGAGUCACAAGGAAACUGGAGUAUGGACACCUACUGCCCGCAAGCCUGAAGAACCAAGGAAAGCUCAUUUAAUAAAGACGAAGCGUAAUAAACCUCAGUUGUUGCGUCCACUGAAGUUCGAAAUAGUCGCUUAG